AUGGCAGGAAACAAUGAUGCAGAUAAUCCAUUCAUGGAUACUAUUCUAACUCCCUCGUUCAACAGGCCCAACUCGAGCAUUGUUCAGCCUAACGUUGCCAACAACAAUUGGGAGCUCAAAUCUUUCCAUAUUCAAUUGGUGGAGAGAGCUCAGUUUGGAGGAGAGGAGAGUGAAGAUCUUCACAGGUUUAUUGACAGAUUCUUGAUGAUCUGUGACUCAACCAAACACCCUCAGGUGUCUAAUGACGAAAUCCGGUUGAGGUUGUUCCCUUUUGCUAUUAACGGAAAGGCUCUUAGUUGGUUGGAAAGGCAGCCUGUAAGAAGUAUUCCUACAUGGGAUGAUUUAUCUCAGAAGUUCUUUGCUGAAUUCUUCUCGAUGGAGAGAUACAACCAUAUGGUGAAUGAUAUCACCAAUUUCACUCAAUUAAUAGAGGGUGAAACGAUGUGUGCAUCAUGGAACCGAUUCAAGGAUUUACUGAGGAGGUGCCCUCAUUAUAACUUGACAGCUGGUAAUCAAGUGAGAAUUUUCUUCAAUGGUUGUAAACCUGAAGUGCGGAUGGUGUUGAAUAGUGCAACAGGUGGCAGUAUUAAAUCCUUGAGAGCAAAUGAGGCUUUUGAGCUGAUUGAAAGAAUGGCUGCAAAUGGGAAUGAAGGUUUGUCAUCCAAGCCUAAGAGAGGUAUCCUUCAGCUAGAAGGUAAUGAUGUUGUGCUGGCUGAGAAUAAAUUAUUAUCUCAGCAAAUGGACAAUCAUGAAUCCAAUAAAUGUCCUUCUUUGCUGUCGUCUGAUCCUCCUCAACAAGUGCAUGUGAAUGGCAUUUGGUAUGAUCAGAGGCCUCCGCCACAAAAUAUUCCAAGGAAUCAGAAUUUUCCUUCUGAAAAUAAUAACUUUCAGAGGAGGGUGCAGGGGACUGGUCUUGAUUUCAAGUCUAACAAUUAUUUGCAACCACCACCAGUUCAGUCUAAGGAACCUCCUGACUUGGAGAAGCUAGUGGGACAAUGGCUCAACAUUCCAAUGCUUUUAUGGAAGAGACUAGAGCCAAUACAAAGAAUACAUUGCCUCUAUUAG
Messenger RNA from Gastrolobium bilobum, 1065 nucleotides. RefSeq lists its product as uncharacterized. The record is from RefSeq and is a predicted model, not a curated record. The coding region runs from base 1 to 1065 and encodes 354 amino acids. The transcript has 2 exons. Lineage: Eukaryota; Viridiplantae; Streptophyta; Magnoliopsida; Fabales; Fabaceae.